AUGGAGGAGCGGCUCAAGCUUAGCCGUGAAAGUACAGCAAAAGAGGUGGAUGCUACGAAGUACCGACAAAUCGUUGGCAGCCUACGCUACCUCGUCCACACCAGGCCAGACCUGGCAUUUGCUAUUGGGUUCGUCAGUCGUUUCAUGGAACGACCCACGAAGGAGCAUAUGAUGGCGGUGAAGAGAAUUCUUCGCUACGUCGCUGGCACGACCCACUAUGGUCUUCACUACCAACGGAAGACAAAGGAUGCACAUCUAAUUGGUUACAGCGAUAGCAACCUAGCCGGUGACAUUGACACUAGGAAGAGCACGAGCGGCAAUCUGUUCUUCCUCGGCAACUGCUUGCAACUCAAGGUAUUUGGCUGGCUCGACUUCUUGGAGAACUUCAAGGAAGAAAAGCCGAGACAGCUUGAGCUAAUGGUGGACAACAAGUCUGCUCCGGCAUUAGCCAAAAAUCCAGCUCUUCCAUGA
Lolium perenne is the source of this 471-nucleotide messenger RNA. The record is from RefSeq and is a predicted model, not a curated record. Lineage: Eukaryota; Viridiplantae; Streptophyta; Magnoliopsida; Poales; Poaceae.